Tilletiopsis washingtonensis is the source of this 1101-nucleotide messenger RNA. RefSeq lists its product as hypothetical. Gene Ontology annotation, biological process: lipid metabolic process. Bases 1 to 1101 code for a protein of 366 amino acids. The record is from RefSeq and is a predicted model, not a curated record. Gene Ontology annotation, molecular function: phosphoric diester hydrolase activity. Lineage: Eukaryota; Fungi; Basidiomycota; Exobasidiomycetes; Entylomatales. The transcript has 3 exons.
AUGCGUCUCUCUCUCCCCUUUGCUCUCCUCUCUCUGCUCUCCCUCACUGUCGCCAGCCCCGUGCGGCGCGCAAGCACCUGCAACGGCUCCCCCGCGCUCUGCUCCCGCCUCUACUCCAACGUCACCUUCGCCGGCGCGCACAACUCCUACGCCAUCGCGCCCAGCGCGCAGACCAAUGCCGGCGCGAACCAGAACGUCUCGCUGAGCUUCCAGCUGGACAUGGGCGUGCGCCUGCUGCAGAGCCAGGCGCAUGCCAGUGGCAACAGCAGCGCCACGGGCGCGGGCGUGGAUCUGUGCCAUACCAGCUGCUCCAUCUUCCAAGGCGGCGCCCUCGAGGCCUAUCUCUCCCAAGUCUCCAGCUGGGUCUCCUCGAACCCGUCGGAGGUGCUGACCUUGCUCAUCGUCAACUCCGAUGCCCUGCCUGCCUCUCGCUUCGCCCAAGCGUUCGAGUCCACGGGCCUCGCCAGCAAGGUGUACAACCCCACUGCUACGGGCGCUGCGACGAACGGCGUGGUGGCCAAGAGUGCAUGGCCUACACUGGGAGCACUGGUGGAUGCUGGAACGACGGUGGUGGUGCUCCUCAGUAGCGGGGCCGAUACGAGUAGCGUAGGCUAUCUGCUCCCGCAAUUCGCAAACGUCUGGGAGACGCCGUACGACCAGACCUCGGUGCCGUUCAGCUGCAGCGUCGACCGGAUCGACUCGUCGAGCACUUCCUCCAACCUCAUGUACCUGUCCAACGCCUAUCUCGACGAGGCGCUCUUCGGCAACAUCGUCAUUCCGGCCGUCGCGUCGCUCGGAGACACAAACUCGGAGAGCCGGCAGCUCGAGAAUGCCUACGCAUGCGCAGGCACGCACGGCACGGCGCCGAACUUUCUGCUCAGCGACUACUCGCAGAUGGGAGAAUACGGCGUGAUGAAGGCUGCAGCCAGACUCAAUGGCGUCGAGUACACGGAGCCGACGAGCAGCCCGACGAGCCGCGGCUCGGGCUCGGGCAGUGGCAGCGGAUCAUCGAGCGGCGGCAGCAAUGGCGCCGCAACAUCGCCACGCUCUCUCGCGGCAAUGGCGAUGGGAGCGGCGGGAGUGGCGCUGCUGACGCUCUAG